UAAAUCCAUCAUAGUCUUAAACAAGAAACAUUAAGCGUUUACAUUUGUAUCCAAAAAUAAUUGAAGAAAAAUGUUUAAAUUUAAUAAACUUUUUGUGUUAACUUUAAUUGCAUUGAUUGCCAUUGUGGCCUCUAAAAAUGAUGCUCUCGAGAUAACCGAUGUUGAAAAGGAUGUUCAAGAGACAAGAUCUGCAGAGGCUGCUGUCUUAAAACAAUUGAAAGUAAUACAAUCUAAAUCCGAUGAAUCUAUUUAUACGUACAAAUGCACCGUUGGUACUAACAAAUCAAAUCGAUUGAUUUGUACCGCUCAUGAUAACUAUUCUUGGAACUCUACACAAAAUGUUGAAUUAAAAUUACGUUGUCCCAAAAGUGGAAGUGGCCCAACGGUGUCCUAUGUUGAAAUCGAUUUUGCAGUAUCAUCGCCAAGUGUAAAUUGUCAUGUACAUGAGGGAUCUAUUGGUUCGGGUUACAUUGGUGUAACCGUUAAUGCUUGGAGUACUUUGAUAUUUAAUUAUUUGGCAAAUUUCUAUACCAACCAAUAGGUAUAGAAUUUUAAUAUGGAAAAAAGGGUGUGAUAACGAUUUGCAGAUAAAAUAAUUAGAUUUUUUUAACAUCGUUUUUAAUUUGUUAAUAUUGUGAACUGUUUGUGAUCGCUCAUAUUUCCCGGAAUUACAAAAUAUUUUUAAAAAUGUUUAAUAUAUUUCAAAAUUAAUUACGCUGCGAUCUUCAUGUCCUAAUUGAAAGUCUUAAAAAUAAAAAAUAAUUUUUUAAAAAUUGCAA
Molecule: messenger RNA, 779 nt
Organism: Lucilia cuprina (Australian sheep blowfly)
Lineage: Eukaryota; Metazoa; Arthropoda; Insecta; Diptera; Calliphoridae
Exons: 2
Coding region: 71-541 (156 amino acids)
Source: RefSeq, a predicted model, not a curated record